UAUAACCUAACAUUUUACCGAGUAAACACAUGCUUAUUUAGGCAAAAUGAAUGUUGAAGUAAGAAUAUCCGAUAAUAUUAAAGGAAAAGGUUUAUACGCCACAAAGAAAAUCGAAAAGGGUUCAAUUAUUUUCGAAGAAGAUCCUUUAGUGUCUUGUCAAUUUCCUUGGAAUGCAUUGUAUGGUUAUAAUGCUUGUAACCAUUGCUUAAAACCUUUGGAAACAGCACAAGAAAAUGCCAGGAGAUUAACAGGGAUACAAAGUCUGGAAUUGCCAUAUCCUGAAUGUUGUACAACAGAAAAGUCCAAAAUUGUUUCCUGUUCUCAAUGUGGUGUUAAUUAUUGUUCUGAAAAAUGUCAGGGCCUUGCAUACAAUCAGUAUCAUAGAUUAUUAUGUUUGCAGAUUAUGGAUAGAAGUGGGAUACACCCUUUGGAAAUGUUGGAGGAAACUUGGAAAAAUGUGCACUACCCACCGGAAUCAAACACUGUCAUGCUAAUUGUAAGAUUAUUGGCAAGAAUACUGCAAUCUCCUAAUCCUGAUGAAGCCAUUCAGCAAACACUGCAGUUUUGCCAUAGGACAGUAAAUGAAGACUCUGAGCUAGCUCAUAAACUGUUGGGUCCCAAAUUUGAGGGAAUGCUGUCACAUUUGCACCAUUCCUUUGUGAAUGCCAUACCAAAUCAUGAGUGUAUUAGACAGUUUUUGACUAUGGAUGGUUUUCAAUCCCUUUUGGCUUUAAUAGGGACUAAUGGACAGGGUGUGGGUACCAGCCCAAUAAGUCAAUGGUUUAAUAAGGCUACAAAUAUGGGCUUGCCUGAUGCUGAACAAGAAUUAUUGGACAAAUUUAUAGACAAAAUGUAUGAAGAUAUAGACAAACACACUGGUAAUUUUCUAAACAAUGAAGGAGUUGCUUUGUAUAUGCUUCAAAGCACAGCCAACCACUGUUGCAUUCCAAAUGCAGAACCAACAUUUUUGCAUAAUAAUCACAGAUUAUCUUUAAUUGCUCUAAAAGACAUUGAACCCAAUGAAGAGAUUUGUAUAAGUUAUUUAGAUGAAUGCACAUUGGAGAGAUCACGACAUUCAAGGAGGAAGGAGUUGAUGGAAAAUUAUAUUUUUGCUUGUAAUUGCCAAAAGUGUGAAUCUCAGGCAAAUGACCCAGAUGUUACAAGUGAGGAGGAGGAAGAUGAAAAAUCUUCAUCUUCCUCCUUCAUUGAAGAUAUGAGUAAUUAAUACUUCUUUAUUAAGAAAACAAUAUAUAUACAUAUGAUAAAAAAAUUGUAAUUUAAAAUAAUUUUAAUAAAUAAUGUUAAUUUACAGUAGUAACAGGAGUUAAAUUGAUUAGUUUAUUGCUAUUUUCCGCUAAUUCUGCAAUGGAAACGCGACCUCUUUGUCUAAUAAACUUGGCUACAUCUUCCAUUUCUUUUUGAGAAACAUAAAUAAAUUUCCCUCUAUCAUCUAUAACUCCAGUUAAAAUGUUAUCACUCUGCAAAUCCUUGAUUCUAUCAAUAGCAGCUUGUGUUUUUAACUUAAAAUGAGCAGCCAAGUCUUCAAGAACCACCACCUUGUUAUUUUUUAUGUAGUUCACAAAUUCUUGUAAUAAGUUUUGUUCAUCUCCCUCUUCACCUUCCUCAAAACCUUCCUCUUCAACAGAAAAUUCUUCUUUCAUUUUUAUGUAUUCCUCAUAUUCUUGCCUUUCUUUUUCCUCUUUCGCUUUACGUUCUUCUUCCUCCAACCGUUUUUCUUCAGCUUUCUCUUUUUCUUCCUCUUUUCGACGUUCUUCUUCAGCCUUUUCAGCUUGUUUCUUUCUGUCAGCUCUUAUUUUUUCUUCAGCUUCUCUUGCAGCUUUCUUCUCAGCUUUGGCUUCAAGUUUUGCCCGUUUUUUUGCACCAAGUUUUUCAUCUGGCAGUUCUAUGUCUUCAUUUUCUGCUUCAUUGUUUCCUUCAUCUGAAUCUUGAUCAUUCUGGU
Molecule: messenger RNA, 1960 nt
Organism: Brassicogethes aeneus
Lineage: Eukaryota; Metazoa; Arthropoda; Insecta; Coleoptera; Nitidulidae
Source: the annotation of a GenBank genome assembly